Molecule: messenger RNA, 5222 nt
Organism: Podarcis lilfordi (Lilford's wall lizard)
Lineage: Eukaryota; Metazoa; Chordata; Lepidosauria; Squamata; Lacertidae
Source: the annotation of a GenBank genome assembly
AUUUUGUUAAAGGCUUCUACUUUUUCUCUUAUACGGCUUUGUCUUGUUUAAAAUGAGAAGUUCAUUUAAGGCUAAAAGAGGCAACAAGUUGCUACUUUAAAGUGCAUAUUCUAUAGAGUUUGGGUCCUACAGAGUUGUUUUACAUGAAGCAGAGUAUGACUCAUGCUAAUGGAAAGGGCAAAGAAGACUUUUUAAAAGAAAUAUAUCACACUUAAAUUAGUUUAGACAGCAUGACAUCAGAGAGUAAUUAAAUAGGUUUUUGUUGGAAUUCCGCUUCCAAUUCCUGAGUUCAGGUUUGUAAAAGAUUUCUGAGCACCUGCAGGUUUCUGUGUGUGAAAUAUUUUCACUGGAAGGGAUUCAAAACUUUUUAAAAAACCUUUUAAUACAGAGGCAGCAUUACGCCAUUCUUCCUUCUUGGAAAAAAAACCCUCUCCGAUUUAAACAAGAGUCCUUCAAGUUUUUAGUCACUUUUACAGAAGAAAGGGGGGUGGUAAACUUUCUCUUUUCAAGAACAAGCUGCUAGCAGAAACCAGGAGAAGACCAAAUUGACUAAAUUAGCAUUUCCACUAUGGGACUGGAUACAAAUAUUAAACAAGUAGAUUUAAAGUGCUUUAAGCUUAAAAUAAAACGCUUUCUGCUGACUUUGGUUCUUAAUUUUUUUCAUGUUUUCUUAUGCCAAACUGGAGGAACCUUUUCUGAUUUUUUCUUUGGUGGCAUUCAAAGGAAGACCAGAGGAUGAAAAUCCUGCACUUUCUUACUCUACUGCUUUGGCACUUUAGCUGGUUUUACCUCGUUUUCAUUUCCUUAGCGCUGAGUCCUGCUGAAGCAAGUCAAGGCAAUCCAGGAUCCAAAUUAGGAUUGUCAAACACAGAUGGAAAGGAGAGAAACCCCUUGCCAAGGGCAGGUACAUUUAGAACAGGGAACCAUGGAUAUAGUGCUGGGAAUUCAAAGUCUAGGGCAAAAAAUAAUAAUGCGCAAGCCGGACUUCUCUUGGCAAAGACUGAUGACUCAAAGAAGACUCUCUCUAAAGCAGGGAGCACAGACAAAAAGGUAGGAGUUCAAUCUUCAAACAGACAAUCGGGAAUAAGGACGGUGACCCCGAAGCUACAGAACUUUGGCCCCAAGGCCCCACUGAAGAAAACUGGCACCAGCAAUUCAGAUGCCAGCUCCUACAAAACCAAAAAGACUAAAGAAGCUAUUGCCCAAAGGGAAUCUAAGGAGGCAUUCAGGCAUCCUGCGAUCACCCCACAUGAAUACAUGCUCUCCCUGUACAGGACUCUCUCUGAUGCAGAACGGAAAGGUGUUAAUGGAAGCGUAAAACUGGAGACUGGGCUUGCCAAUACAAUUACAAGCUUCAUAGACAAGGGGCAAGGUAAGAAAAUAGAAUGUUUGCCUAUCUUUCAAGUGUAUGAAAUCCAUGUCAGAAGUUAAAGGGCAGAGGGGAUCUGUAUUUCCAAAAAGCUUGGCAGACUCCAGGCAUUUUCAUCCUUGCAAUAUAGAUUUAAAGAGUAUUUUUCACAUCAGCUUUUUGGUAUGCUUACAAUGACCAAACAAAACGGUCAUGCUUUUAUCUCAGUGAUAUUAGUAAUUUUAGGAUUAUGUUGUUGUUGUUGUUUUACAGUGAAAUAAAAUGCUUUUAUUCCUGCAGAACAUGCUACUAAAAGUGUAUGAUGGCAGUAUAUCUGCUGCAGCAAACAAUACCCAAUUAAUCCAAUUCACCUAAAAUACCAAUUUAAAGGGUUAGACUUGGGGAGAAGAAGACUCUCGAGUCUUUCUGAUUUUCAGUCAGUCAGUCAGUCCUUUCAGAUUGUGUUGUUUGUCUGUUGUUAUGAAUCAAACAAAUUUAGAUGUACCUUGUUAUAAGAAAUAAGCAGGAGAUUUAAUAUUUCGGUGAUGUCUCCAAGACCUCAUCAGGAGUCCAUCCACAUUCUUCCUUAGACCCUCACAGGGCCCCACAGCAACCUGUGAAUGCUGGAUGGAUCAAGUGACAGUGCUGUUGGGUGCACAGGUCUCUGACACAAGCACCAUUGGAAUGAAUGAUUUGUGCAACCAUGCUUGGUAAAUUUAGCUUGGAUCAGUCAAUGGAUCAUACAAUUUUAUGUUGAGAGUUUUGAAGUCAUAUAAAGAAGUGUAGAGUGAUUCGGAAGAGAUGCAACCCAACUUUAUUUAGACUAAAGGAAGUGUCAUGCUAAUGGACAACAAAGACUCUCUCACACUUUCUCUAUGUAUCUCAAUAGGUAGAUAGUAUAUAAAAGAGAAUGUAUGCCUUCAAACGCUAAAUCAAGUGACAGGACAUAAGUUACCAAAAUUACAAUAAAACAAAAUGUAUUAAAUUUGCCGUCUGGAAUCUUAAUACCAAAUGCAGUCAGAUGGAAACUAAGUCCUAUUGAUUAACCUUAAUGCACUGUCAGAUUAACUUUGGGGGACAAGAACGCAGACUAAAAUAAUGCAGAAAUAUUUCUAUGUCUGAAUUGGAAGUGUUGUUUUAGUAAACCUCCAUGGAGUAUGAACUUGUAGCAUUUCCAUAGCAAUGUUUUAUAAUUCCCAAGGCUGCAAACUAAUAGUGAAGGUCAUUGUAUGUUAUUAAGAGAAAUUGAAAUUUUGAACAAAUUUCUGUUCAAUAUACAUACAUCUCUCCCUCUUUCUCUCUUUAGAUGACCGUGCUCCAGCUGUUAAAAAGCAGAAAUACAUUUUUGAUAUCAGUGCAUUAGAAAAGGAUGGCUUACUGGGGGCAGAACUGCGUAUUUUAAGGAAAAAACCUUCUGACAACUGGAAGCCUACUUCUCAUGGGAAAACAUGUCAAAUGAAACUAUUCAGUUGCUCCAUAAGCAGGCAAGCAUCCAUCCUCUUGGACUCUCGGACAGUCAACAUCUUAGAUACCGCAAAAUGGGAAGUCUUUGACAUUUGGAAGCUUUUUAGGAAUUUUAAAAACUCUGCUAACUUGUGUUUUGAACUGGAGGCUUUUGAAAGGGGAAGGCCUGUUGAUUUAAGGACUGUGGGAUUUAACAGAACAGGGAGGCAAGUCAAUGAAAAAGCUCUCUUCUUAGUAUUUGGUAGGACAAAGAAAAGAGACUUGUUCUUCAAUGAAAUAAAAGCCAGAUCUGGCCAGGAUGACAAAACUGUUUAUGAAUACCUAUUCAAUCAGAGAAGAAAGAGAAGGGCUCCUCUAGCAACUCGGCAAGGAAAGAGGCCCAACAAGAAUCUGAAGACAAGAUGCAGCAAAAAAGCACUUCAUGUGAAUUUUAAGGAUAUGGGCUGGGAUGACUGGAUAAUAGCCCCUCUUGAAUAUGAAGCUUAUCAUUGUGAAGGACUUUGCGAAUUUCCUCUUCGGUCCCAUCUGGAACCCACCAAUCAUGCUGUUAUCCAAACAUUAAUGAACUCUAUGGACCCAGAGUCGACACCUCCAACUUGUUGUGUUCCGACAAGACUGAGUCCUAUUAGCAUCCUGUUUAUUGACUCUGCUAAUAAUGUAGUCUACAAACAAUAUGAAGACAUGGUAGUGGAGUCCUGCGGCUGCAGGUAGCAGCAGUGCAAUCUCUCACAGUACUAACUGCAAAGCCUUUCCUAGCAGCUGACAAAAAUGAACUGACACAGAUCAGCACUGUGAUAUCACUCAGAGUGGUUUGCGCUGGUCGAUAGCUGUUGUGGCAUCUGUCACAAGCAAUGCAUUGGUUGGCAAUUAAUGCAAGCCUAUUUUGCUCUGCUGCCUCUCAGUUGCCUCUACAAGCUACUACCAAAGCUCAGUGGCAUGGAGGACUGUGUAAUACUGCAUACCCUAUGGUGGCUGAAAUUCUGUUUGUGGUGCUACAUUUUUCAGUUGUUCCCUGCCAUACAUCAACCAUGCCUCCAUCAUGCUUCUUGUCUGUCCUGUUCAACACUAAUUAGCAAUUGUAUGCAGUGCUGUUGUGCCACAUUUGGAGAGGCUCACAGCUGCCAACACAGCAGCUUGAAAUAUGCUGAUGUAGCCAUUAAAACCUUGGAUCAGCUCAUGGUGCCAAGCCAUAGACAAUGUUGUUGCAUCAGUGCAGCAUCUGUUGCACUGCACCUUAAACGUUUGUACUAGUGACACAACUCAUAGGACCAGGCUGUAUGUUUUCUAAUAGCUAGAAUAGAUUUAUAGAAGAAGUGACACGAAAAAUCUACUGAAAUGUAAUUGUUUUUGUAUCUACCUUUUGGACUCAUUCCAACACUAAUUUAUUACUUCCAGACUCUGUUCUAGAUCAAGACAUUUUGCUCUCUGGAGCAGAGGGCCAAAUGGUGCUCCAGAUACUAGAGCCAACACUUCUGAAAGUCAGUUCCUGCCUUCAUCUAUCCACCUAAAUUCCUCUGCCUGAAGCAGCUUGAUUCACUUUGACAUACAGUAGGGCAGGCCUAGAGUUGACAGGCUCACCCAGAGUAACAACUUUCCUAUGAAAACCUUCUGCAAAGGACAUUUAAUUUUCACAUGACACAGUUUUUUGAAUUCCUAAGGACACUGGCAAAUUCAGUGCAAGUUGCUUCUGUACAUUUUCGCUUUCUCCUUCUGGCACUGUUUCGAAGCCUGAACAAUAAUAAUCCAUCUUUGCAGGAUUAAUCCUCUGUUUUCAUCAUCAUAUAUAUAACUUUCAUAUGUGCUUUAGGAUAUCUCUACAAAACAGUGGACAAGAUUCACAUAACGAACCCCAUUAGCCAGCCCCAUGUCUGCAAUGGAGCAUUGCCUCAUCUCCUACUCCCAUGAUCCAAAACAUUGACUGGGGAGGGGGUGUCAGAAGAACCCCCAGAACAGCACAUGGAGAAAGGGAGAGGGGUAUCAUUCCAUCUGGUAGCCAGAAGGCUUGUACAGAUGGAAUGACUGGAAGAGCAUGUUUAAUUCUACCCACAGUGUUUAAACUAACUAGUUUAACACAAAUAGUUAUGAGCAACAUUUCAUAAUUCUUAAAACUGUAUAUUUACCAAUAAAUAAAUAAAUAAAUGUUGAAUUUGUUUUAAAUUGUAAGCAUUAUACAUGGAUUUAGAGAACUGCAGACAAACCUAUUUCUUUCAAUGUAUAUUUUAUUUCAGCUUCAUAUCUUUAUUAAAUAUCCAUCUUUUUCAUGUUAACGUUCAAACUGUUGUAUUAUUCUGCUUCUAAUUCACGCUGUUCUCUAUUGCUCGUAGUAAAAUAACAGCUUAAGAUGUACUAAAUUAUUGACAGUGUUAAGUGUAUCUAGGUGCCAUAGUUACCAUAAAUAUAAUUUUAUUUU